AACUUUAAUUACGUUGAAAAUGCAAUCAUUUCUUCUCGGAAUCGUAUGCUAUACUGUCUUGUUGGGAAUAAUCGGCUCCAAACUUUCUGUUGAAGAACUCACUCUUAUCACGAUGCCACUUGGAGUUCUUGCUGCUGUGUUUUUAGCGUCAAUACUUCUGAUAAUAUCUGUGGGGCUCCUGCGAGAUAACAUUCGUUGAUGAUGAGCAGCUAUUCACCAGCACAGAAUGUGCCGACCACACCCUCCCUGAUAUCUGAGCGACUGGAGCACAGUGGUUACAGCUGGUGGGAGUCGCCAAAUGCUGUUGUACCAGACACGGGCAAUCGUUUUGAGAAUCCAGAAACUUUGGCAAAUGUGGUACCACGGACUCCACAGCAUCGCUUCCCUAGGUCUCCAUGGAACACGCCACUAAAUGAGGGCAGGAGCUCAACCUUCUUAACUCCUUCAUCUACGACCACGCCCAUCCUUACACCAUUAUCAAGGCCCACACCCUUUUCAAGAGCAAUGUCAACCGUGGCCACGCCCCUACUUGGGGCCACACCAGUUCAUUCAACAACGCCAUACCGAAGUCUUUGCUGCAAAGAUCUCCGCCGACGGAAACCAUAUUUGGGCGAAGAGCAAAUUGUUCCAUUCACGCCUAAAUUGAACGAGGCGGCUACGCCAAAAAGACCAGCUUGCAUACCCGCCAUGCCGGAUAUGCGAGGAGAAGGCGAUGGCAGGAGAACGUCGCCACGAGUUCUGUUGUCCCCAUCCAACAAUCACAGACAUCUAGACCUGUUCAGUGGAGAGGACUAUUUCGACUGAAACUAUGAACAGAUCUGGCUGUGCAAACUUACAUCUGUAGCAAGCGAGGCAGACAUGUCGUUCUUUUGUACAAGUUUGUCGGUCGUUAACACAAUUAAAUGCUUCUAUUGA
Molecule: messenger RNA, 915 nt
Organism: Mizuhopecten yessoensis (Yesso scallop)
Lineage: Eukaryota; Metazoa; Mollusca; Bivalvia; Pectinida; Pectinidae
Exons: 4
Coding region: 199-804 (201 amino acids)
Source: RefSeq, a predicted model, not a curated record